AUGGGAAAGACCGUUCAAUUAUCAAAAGAGAAUCCAUUUGGCGAAAGGAAAGCCGAAGUACAUGCAUUGACUCGAGCAGAAGAAGAAGCUUGCUACAAAGAUCUCAAAGAGAAGGCCCUCGAAUACUGCCAAUCGUCAAUCAAGGAGUUUGUCGAGUGCAGCAAAGAGCACAACGUUACGGUGAUGUGGACGUGUCGUGAUAAGCUAAAGGCCAUGAACACUUGUUUAAAUAGUCGGACUUCUCGUGAAGAAUUGGACAAGCUCAAGUUGGCCAAAUUAGCAGCAAAACGAGCUGAAAGAGAGCAGCAACAGUAG
This is a messenger RNA of Lichtheimia ornata, 315 nucleotides long. RefSeq lists its product as uncharacterized. The record is from RefSeq and is a predicted model, not a curated record. NCBI's taxonomy places the organism in Eukaryota, Fungi, Mucoromycota, Mucoromycetes, Mucorales, Lichtheimiaceae. The transcript has 3 exons. The coding region runs from base 1 to 315 and encodes 104 amino acids.